This is a messenger RNA of Kluyveromyces lactis, 360 nucleotides long. RefSeq names its product Mlo1p (gene MLO1). Lineage: Eukaryota; Fungi; Ascomycota; Saccharomycetes; Saccharomycetales; Saccharomycetaceae. Bases 1 to 360 code for a protein of 119 amino acids. The transcript has a single exon. The record is from RefSeq and is a predicted model, not a curated record.
AUGUUCAGAACUGCUAUAAGGAAUACCUUCUCAAAAAGAUACAACUCCUCGUUUAGAUUCAAAAGAUGGGCAGAAUUGACGACGGCUGAGAAACAGAAAUUCGUUACAGACUUUGUUGAGAACUAUAAAAAACAGUACCCUGGAUCCAAGACCAAUGUUUCAUUGAGGGGACUCGCGAUGGAUAUGGAGAGAUAUAAUGAUGCCCCUUCUGUUUUUGGUAUCUUUUAUAACGAUAUUUGGGAAAUCACAAAGGCAAGAAAAGAAUCUUUGUAUGGUGGGAAACAGAUUGAUAGGAGAAACUUGAUUAAAGAUUAUGGUAGAUUUGGACAUGAAACAUUUCACGAACUCUUGAUCGAUUGA